UUUGAAUAAUAAAUGGAUAAUGAAAUCCAAAUCUAAAACAAAGUCAAACGAAUAAAAGAAAGAUAUGUGCAUGAAGCUAUGUUUUUGGUUGAGUAAUGGAGGUAUAUAUUAAAUUUAUUUAAGUAGAAGCUUAUACCAGCAAACCUAUAUCGAAAAUGGGAGAUAAUUAAAACUUACUUUAGAUAAAGCUGCUGAGAUCGUAGGAGUCCCUAGAAAAACCUUGGAAGAUUACUAUUAUCAAUUGAAGAAAGCAGAGACUCUAAGUAAUACUUCAUAAUAUAGUUAGUUGACCUUUAAAAUUUUAAGAAUUGCAAAAUAGGUGUGAUUCGAAGAAUUGUUAAAGAGAGCAAAAAAUAGCAAGAAACCGCAACUCAUUUGAUUGAUACAAAUGAUUUUUUUAUAUAAGAAAAUGAAACUAAUAACUAUAGAAAAAACAGUUUUGAAUAUGAUGAUUGAUUUUACUAAAAAUAGUGUUUACUGGAGCCACAAUGAUU
This is a messenger RNA of Paramecium octaurelia, 494 nucleotides long. NCBI's taxonomy places the organism in Eukaryota, Ciliophora, Oligohymenophorea, Peniculida, Parameciidae. The record is from the annotation of a GenBank genome assembly.